This is a messenger RNA of Hippocampus zosterae (dwarf seahorse), 10384 nucleotides long. RefSeq names its product zinc finger protein 1035. The coding region runs from base 1601 to 9889 and encodes 2762 amino acids. The transcript has 7 exons. Gene Ontology annotation, cellular component: nucleus. NCBI's taxonomy places the organism in Eukaryota, Metazoa, Chordata, Actinopteri, Syngnathiformes, Syngnathidae. Gene Ontology annotation, molecular function: RNA polymerase II transcription regulatory region sequence-specific DNA binding; DNA-binding transcription factor activity, RNA polymerase II-specific. The record is from RefSeq and is a predicted model, not a curated record. Gene Ontology annotation, biological process: regulation of transcription by RNA polymerase II.
UAUCGCAUACCACACAGAGAGCAAAAUCACACACUUGCAGAUCUCCGAGUGAAAGGGGCACGGAAGAGUGCUGCAUCUCAUGAGCUGGGGGUGGGUGUUGCAGUACCUUGAUCAAGGGCACCAUGUCAGUAACCAGGAAAUAAACUACCAUCUCUUUAGCAACUAAUAGCAUUUUUCUUUUUUUCCAAAGCUAGACUUUAACCACCACCUCCCAGUUCUAAAGCUUGAGUCCUGACAUAAGUGAUACAUUAACAAGUGCCUGCUAUCUGGCAUGUGGUGUACAUGACAACCCUUCUCAUUUUAUUGAGACGACAUAGGAUUAAAAGCCAAUAUCCAUGCAGACAUUGUGCCCCCCACCCCUUUUGUUGUUUCUGUUCCUCGGUCAUUGCUUUAUUUUAAACUAUUCAAGGACACUGCCAUAUGCAUUUUCUGAUUUAGACCAUCCUUUACCUAAUUAUCUGCAAAAUCAAAUAAUAAAGUGGUCCUGGUCAUUGUAGGAGAUCGCCAAUCAUUUUCACCACUAGAGGUUGUUUCCCUUGGGGACUUCUCGUUCGCGAGUCAGCCUGCGCCAUUUUGUAGCGGAUCCAGCUCACAAAAUGGUGGUAGGCGACCGAUUAACCCUGUGAGGACGAGGGAGGCACCAGGGUGCAGAACAGGAGCAGACGCACCAACGGUGAUUCUGUCACUAACACAGCAACAUUGAAGUAUGGAAAGGCACUAGGGGCUCACUUAAACCCCAAUGAGGACUUCACCCCGGGACAUAAAGGUUGUUUAUUCUACAACGCAGAGCCAGAACACCAGGGAGGGAGGACCGACUGCAGCAGCAAGGAACACCAGUGGAGGACCGGAAACAGUAUGUGAGACGAUUCGCGCCAUAGAGAGAAGAGGGGAGGGCUCUCCCUGACUCCCUUGCCCCUUGCUAUUGGUCCUACUGAGAACCACGCACACAUUUGCGGCACAUUGUGUGAAAAGCCCGCACAGAAAGAGAAAAUGGAGGAUGGUCGUGUUCGAGUUGAGAAACUACAGCCAAGGGAUAGCAAGUAGCCGAUUUCGUCUCACAGAGAACGACGUCCAGUUGACUUGACGACGACCUCCAACCCCUUCCUACGUACACCGUACCCUACUGUUCUCCUCGAGCCAUUAUUGACAACAGCAAGGCUAUUUUCAAGGAAGAAGUCCGUCUUUGGAAGGGAAGUUGACGCGAAAUAAAAUGAGAGACAACUGCUGCUUAAAGUGAGAAGAACUCGAGGACCAGACGGUGCAGUUGAACGGAAACUUUGGAAAACUGACAGACUGUGGGAUUUCGUCCAUCACUGGAAUCGUCACUAACUGGGAGAAAUAAUUCAUUCAUCUUCCAGACUGAAAGACCCACAAGCAUUUGGAGACAUCAGGCAGAGGUGGGCAUUCCGCCAGAAGAGACUGAUUCCCGUUUUGAUGACAAAUUCAGAGAAAAACUGUCGGACUAAGUGCGGACGGAAUAGGGUUUUCAUCUGUCAAUAUCCCGAAUUUCUUUGAGAUGAAACGCUUUUUCGGAAAAGCCCUAGUCUUUCUACACUGAAGAAAAGGAAGAGUGCAUAUAUUCCCCGAUUCCUAGAAGACAAUGGCUCAUGAGUGGAAUUCUUAUUUUCAAACUGUCACACCACUGCCAAAGAUGUUGAGGACAUCGGAACCAGAAGGAAGUCUUGCCCAACAUAUCGAGACCUUUGUGGGAGAGGAUGUGUUCUCCAACCCCAUAACUUCACACACUGCCCCUGGAACAGACUCUACAUUUGAUCCAAACUAUUACUCGACUUCUGGUCUUGGAAAUUCCACUUCUGAUUGUGCUUACGAAAACUACUUUGGAGAAACACCAUGGCAAACGGAUGAACAACUCAUGCUCAAGGAUACUUCAUUGAGAUCUGAAGACGAUGGUCAUGAUGAUAUUAAAGACGUGGCCAUGAAUGGAUUGCCUUCAUCAGGACCGUUGCCUCUAUCUUAUUCAGCAGAGUUGCAAGCACUUAAACCAAAUUGUGAACUUUUAGCUUCAUCGCUUCUUGAAGAUUAUUCAGAUGUCAGUAGUUGCUCGGACACAGAUAUAAAUGAAACAAGGCCUUCUUGUAAAUUUAUUGCUCGUCCAACUGGACAGCCUGAAACUGAUUCAUCUUCAAAACGAAGUCCAUCAGAAUGGCUUUUCACACCCCCUGAAAAGUUAACAUUUUCAAGUGAGAUUAAAGCAAAUUGCCUAGAUUCACCAACAUUGAUGGCUGGAGAAAAUACAGCUGAAUCUCUACAAGGGACAAACAAUAGUUUAGUAAAAGAUGAUUGUAGCACACUACAUAAUCAGCCCCCCUCAGGAAUUCCAACCAAAGAGGGAGAGUCCAUUAAGGACUGCAGUGGCAAAGGGGGAGAUCCAAGUCAAGAACAAAAUAAAAAUGUGGAGCACAAUCAAAUUGAAGGACACUAUUCAGACAUCUCUGUAAGUGACAGUGAAAACAUGACCAGCACAGAGAUUCACCCAGAUCAUAUGAAGGAGCAAAGGACUGUUACACCUGAAUGUACAAAAACAUCAAUUGCAAAGAUGAAAGAUGACUGUGCAGUCCAGCACAAUCAAAUUGAAGGAUACUAUUCAGACAUCUCUGUAAGUGACAGUGAAAACAUGACCAGCAUAGAGAAUCACCCAGAUCAUCUGAAAGAGCAAAGCACUGUAACACCGGAACAUACAAAAACAUCAAUUGCAAAGAUGAACGAUGACAGUGGACUGGAGAAAGGAACAGAGGAAACAAAUAAAUCAUGCCCUCUGGAGAAUGAAGUCAAUGACAACCCUAUUGCCUUAGGACAGCCAAAAGUAAAUAUGACAUUGGAUCAAGAGGAUUGCAGUGCUUUCCAUCAAAGUCAAGAAAACAAAUUCGAUUAUUUGGGUCAGGAAAAUAUUACUCCACCAAAGAAAACGGAUAUUGAAUUCUCCAGUGUUCAUGAUGAAAGCAUGGAUAUAGACAACCCGCUAUCAAAUACAGAGGUCAAAUGUCAAGACGGUGAAAUUAAGCCUGACACCCCUCAAUCCGUCGAUUCGCCUGAGUCCAAUUCUAAUAAUGCCACUUGUGAACUGAUGGAAUGCACAAAAAUGCCAGAGACCAAACACCAAGACAUUGGUUCCUGUUUGCAGUUUUCGAAAAAUCAGCCUCUUCUGGACAAUAUUGUUCCAGUGAGUGAUGCCAGUGGCAAGCAGAGUUCAUGCAGUAAUCCAGAUUCUUCUCUAAAUCCAGAUUCCCUAAGAACAGACACUGAUUUGGUUAGCGACAAUUUUUGGAAUAGAAAUAACAAUCCCUGUGUUGAUAUGAUGUCACACUUUCUCCAACAAGCCUGCUCAAGUAUCGACACAAAUAUUUCUGUCAAAGGGGACAUUAUGUGUUUCCAGGAGGAGAAUCAGACAUUCUGUAAAGAUUCAGAUGGUACCGGUGUGGUUCGUGAUGCUACCAUUUUGGAUGAGCAUGUUGAGACCAAAAACGGCUUUUCAAAUUAUAUAAAACCCUCUUCACAGCAGAGCAACUUGAGCAAUGAGUGCUAUUCCAACAAGGAUAAGGAUUUUGGAGAGAGCAUUCCUCAAUGUUCGAAAAAGUCACUUCAAAGUCCAGUGCCCCCAGAAGAAGAACAUGCCAUGGUGUUAUUGGAAGGGAUGGACACUUGCGAGGACGAAAAAUUGAUGCUUGGUGACCGAUAUGGGGAACCUCCUGUGAAAAAACACUGCAGGGACCCUGACCCAAUUAACCUUGAAGAAAAGUGUACUGUCCAACCAAUCGCCAAUGGCUUGGAUGAGUCAAAAGAACAAGGUAGUACUCUGAUCUCCUCUUUCCAAAUGAGGAAACGACUACAGCCUGUUGUAAUUAUGAAUCAAAUGGAUCCUGCACCAAGUCAUUCGUACCAAUGUGCAGUUUGCCAACAAAUAACCCACAGUGCGGAUCAUCUAAUUGAACACCAUCACCAUCAACAUUCAAACCAAAUCUUCCAAUUUUGCAAAACAUCAAAUCAAUACCUAAUGAGUAAUGGACAGGCAGACAAAGACGAGUAUGUGAGCAGCAAAACUGAAGAACCUCACCCUGUUUCAGUUUUUUCACAUAAAAGAAAACUCCAUCAUUGUACCAUUUGCAAUUUGACAUUCUUUAAAAUAAUCAAGUAUGUGCAGCACAUGCGUUGUCACACUGGUGAAACGCCUUACAAGUGUGAUGGAUGCGGUUUAUAUUUUGCACAGAAUGGCUCCUUAGCUAGACACAAGAGUAUCCCUGGUAGAUGCAAGAAUUCCAAACCACAAAAUCCCAUCGCAAAAUCAAGUGACCAUGAAGCUAUCAAGCUAGGUAUAUGGGAAACCAAUAUCCAACCAUCACCACCACAAAAAGUUGAUAAUGACGGGACACUGCUCGAAACUCUGCCUCGAUGUUACAUUAAUUUGUUUGACAUCUGCACAGCUAAUGUAUGUAUCUAUUGUGGCAAGCAAUACUCAACGCCGAAGAAAGUCAAGAAGCAUAUUUAUAACAUGCACAAAGGAAAUUCUCCAGGUGUUUGGCAAAAUCCCACUUCCAUGAAAAUAGGUAAAAUAACAAACAAGGGGCCCUGGAAAAUGCAUUUUGUGAAAAAUGAAAAUAUUGAACAUGAGAUAUCGCCUAAACAUAAAUGCCCGCUCUGUCCACGACUUUUCAGGCACGCAAUUAACAGAGCGAAACAUUUACGUGAUUGUGUCAGACGGGCUGUUUAUGGUAGCAAGGGAAAGGUUGGUGACAAAUUCAAAUGUCCAUUGUGUCAUUCUACAUUUACUCAGCAGAAAAAUAGAUACAGACACAUUUACAAUAGCUGCUUCAGUAAAACUCUUAAUCAAUUAAAAGAAUCAGUACAAUCAGAGCAAAGCGUUGCUAACAAGAUAGAGUUGACAAUGGCACAGGAACACGUGACCAUAGAAAACAACCAGAUGCAAUCCAAUUUGACAGUCCCUAAAACUAAACAGUCUCACAAAUGUGGUGUCUGUUCAGCAGUUUUCCAGCAAGUGUCAGGACUCUGCAAACAUGUGAAGAGACAUGAGUUUAAAAUUACAGGCAGAAUGAUCAAGUAUAAGAUCAAGUCCAGCAACUCAAAGAUGGCACCUUUAGGAGAAACAAAGACUGAGGAGACGGAGAACGAUGUUGAGAAAUCAGAUGAGAUCAAUGUCUCCCUGAGCUGUCAGUAUUGUGAAAAAAACUGUGACACGGAACAAUCAUUGAAGAAACACGAGCGGUGUCACAAAGGUGAAAGGCCAUACCGCUGUCUCAAAUGUGGAAGAGGGUUCAAGAAGAGAGUCUACCUUAUGAGUCACGAGGUUGUCCAUCAGAAUGUCCAGUGCACUCUUUGCUGGAAGAUUCUUCCAAAUGCCAGAAAACUUGUCCACCAUGUGAAAUUACAUCAUAAAGGGAAACCUUUUCCAUGCCCCAACUGUCAAAAGCAGUUUUUGAAUCCUACAGAGAUCCUUUAUCAUCUAAAAUCACAUCAAAGGGAAGGGAAGGCAUCGCCUUUGGACGGGGAACUAUUGAAGUCCAUUAAAUCCGAACCAGAGCCAGUUCAACAAAAGGCACUACAGUGUUCCCUUUGUAAAGAAGUCUUUCAUGAUGCCGACUCACUAAAGAAACACAGUCUUACACACAUAUCUUCAUGUCAAUGUCCAUAUUGCAAUCAGAAGUUCAAAGCCCGUCGUUAUUUGCUACUUCACAUCUCCAAACAUAAAGGAGUGAAACCGUAUUCCUGUACUUGGUGUGGAAAAAGUUUCUAUCAAAAAACAAACCUGGAAAAUCACAUGGAAUGGUGUGUGCCGACUCAAAACCAGGAGCAUUCCGGACCCAAAGUCCAUAAGUGUUCAUAUUGUCCCCGAACAUUUUUAAAAAGAAUGCGCCUGCUGGCUCACAACAACGGCCACAAGUUCAAUACUCUGCGAGUCUGUACCAAUUGUGGGAUGUACUUUGGUCCGAAUCAACUUGGUCAUCAUAAGAGCAUAUGUGGAGGGACCCCACAACCCAACAAUGACGUAUCUUCUCAUGACGAUGCCUGUCAAAACAUUCUGCAGAAAAGCCAGACUAUUAGUAAAAGCCCUCCUACUUCCAGUGCACCAAGGAUGCUUCCAUUUAAGUGUCCACACUGUACAGAGAGGUUCAGGUUCAGGUCAUUACUUUUAAAGCACACCGUUUCACACACUGCUGUACAUUGUAAUGAACGCUUUGCAUCCAGUGCAUUGCAGUUGCAGCAUGAAGGACGCUGUAAGGUUUCCAAGGAAGAGGAAUCAAACAUGAACAGUGAGGUUUCGCGAGAAACGACAAACAUCCCGGCUUGUAUGGAGGAAACGCAGAUAUUCCUCGAAAAAGCUGGCAAUGAAUACAAAUGCAAAUUCUGCACCAAGACAUUUGUGAAGCCACGAAGUCUGCGACGUCAUAUUUUGACUCAUAAUGAAGUGAAUCCCUACCGCUGCAAAACCUGUGGAAGCUCCUUUUCAAGGUAUGACUAUCUAAAGGUACACCAUUCUCAUUGCAAAGGAAAACGAUUGCAGUUGAAAAUCUGCAUUCCCAAAAUCAGCUUGGAUGAUGUUGGCAAGGGCUGGCGAAACAGGUUUGCCAAUGAACCAGUCAAACGGCAGGAGGGAUUUGACUGCAAUGUUUGUUCCAGGAGCUUCCCAACUCGGUCUGGACUGUCCCGCCAUAUCACAAUAUUGCAUACUGUCAAAUUGUUCAGGUGCCCACGUUGUUAUUCAGGGUUUACGCAUGAAAAAUCUCUGAUGCACCACAGAAAAUAUAAAAAAUGCCCAAAAGUAUCCAGAAAUCAAGAUUCUACUCCACGACCGGAUUGUCUGCCAUCAGAAAAUGUUCGCCACGCACUCGGUGAGGAAACACCUCCGCCCAAGCUCAAGCGUCGUUCAAGCAAAAAGUACAAGUUUCCCUGCAGUUACUGCCCUCUUGCCUUUGAAAGGAGUGCACAGUUAGAGACACACACCCGUUUACACACAGGCGAGAAACCAUUUGCGUGCGAUUGUGGCCUGCGAUUCAUCCGGAAGGACUACUUAAAACGUCAUCGCCUAAAGUGCACCGUCAAACUUUGUAAAACAUGCGGUGUCGCGUUCCCAGAAAAAGAACUGAAAGAUCAUCAGACAACUUGUACUUCAAAAUCAUGCCAAUCAACAAAGUGGGAAGAACCUUCUCAAAGCCUUACUAAAGGAUUUUCGUGUGCAUACUGUUCUUUACGUUUUUCUUUAUUUUCACAGCUUCAGGAACAUUUUUUAAAUGCACACAAACUGGAAACGAGUGAUUCACCAGGGUCUGCCGCUCCUCUUCAACAUCAUCUUUCAAAAUUACGAACCGCGAAAGAUGAUCGGCAUGACAAACACCCCAGCGAAGGUACAAAUUUGACAUGUAAACUAGAUACUGCACUCGUUGGUGAUGUUUCUGAAUCACUAGUGUGCCCAGUCUGCAAUAUGUCCUUUGAAAACAAGGCUGGACUAAAGGGUCAUUCUCGUGUGCACGCAAAAGAGAGCCCUUACAAAUGCAAAACAUGCAAGAAAGGCUUUUGGAAUAAAAAUCUACUGCGCAACCACAACAGGAAAUGCAGGUUUGGCUAUUUCGCUCCAAGAGAUACAGAUCAGAAGCCGGAAUCCCCCCUGAAAGCAGACCGUAAUCUGACACUGCCCAAUUCCGUUCUCGUGUUCAAAGAUGAGGCACAGACAGACACUGGAGUUUUGCAGAGAAGGUUCUCAUGCAAAGGUAAUUCAAAGGAGUAUCCGCAAAAUCCAGAUGAAGAUCCGAAGCAACGCAAUCCAAAAAAAGAUAAAGUGGUUCAGUACCAAUGUUCAGAGUGUGACUUGAGCUUCACCGAUGGCUUGAUGUUGAUCAGUCACCUUGAAGAACACGGGAGAGAGGAGCAAGCGAAUAAAUGCAUUUCCUGUUCAAAGUGCCGUCGUACUUUUUCAAGUGCCACAGAUCUUGAAAAACACAUGAAAAGUCAUGGUGUCACCAAGAAUUUAUCUUGUACAUUGUGUCCCAAGUCAUUUUACACGUCAUCAGAUUUGGAAAUCCACAAAUCGUACCAUGACUCAAACAGACCAUUUGCUUGUCAACUGUGUAAUCACAGGUUUUGGUCAAGGCAAUCUCUCUGCUAUCAUUACAAUGAAGAGCAUCUUGACCAGUCAUUUGCUUGUCGUUUCUGUAAAAAGACCUAUGCCACCAAAAAGUCUCUCCAAAGACACUGCAGAAAAUGGCACCUGAAAGAGCAAAAGAACUCUGAAAGCAGUCUUGAGCAGGAACCUGUUGUGACUCAUGAAAGCGACGGGGAUGGAAGUAGUAGUGAGGACAGUGCCUCAGAAUCUGCGCCUUACUUCCCUUGCCAUGUGUGUGGAAAGACAUUCCCAACUUCAGAAAAACUGGAGGAUCAUCAAAAAUGUCAUCUCGGUGAAAAGCCACAUGAAUGUGCGGAAUGUGGCAAAUGUUUUUUCCAGGCCUCCCAGUUGGAGCAGCACAAACGCAUGCAUAAGUCUGAGUUACAGUGUCAGGUGUGCGGAAGAGGGUUUGUGUCCCUCUUUGCCCUGCGAAAACACAAACAUAGCCAUGGCAAGAGUCGUCCACACCGUUGUUCCAGAUGUCCACUGAGCUUCUCAGGAGCCUCCCAGUUAGCAGAACACAUGUCUACACACAGAGAAGAAAACUUUCCCUGUGACAUAUGCAAUCAAGUGUUCCCUUCCAAGACAAGUAGAGCUGAUCACAGAAAAGAACACGGAGUUUCAAUUGCACACCCCUCACCUUUCCCUGAGAAGUCAUCUUCUGUCUCUCAUAGUUGCCCAGCGGAAACCCUGAAAUACCAUUGUGGUAAUAAUGAGCGCUUCAAUGUCCGAGAGGACCUCUCGGAUCAUGGUUCCAAGAUCCCCGAGGACCGGCCAUAUUCCUGUUCUGAUUGCGAUAAACAUUUUCUUCACUCAUCUGAUCUGAAACGGCACAGGGUCAUCCAUCGAGAGUCAACGUCUGAUAGGGAAUAUUCGUGUACUCGCUGUAAUACAACUAGUUCCUCCCUUGAGCACUUCCUCAGCCAUCUGAAGACCCAUGAAAAUGAGCUUCCUGCACCUGGAAAUAACACUGAUGGUUACACAUGUCCCAUUUGCAGCCAAUCAUUUCUUAAGGCCAGAGACUUGAUUUCCCAUGUUCCUGUUCAUUCUCCGGAUGCGCCGACAUGCACAAUGUGCAAAAUGACCUUUUCUUCCAAAAAUGAGUUUGAGGAACACGAGCAGAGACAUCAUCAUUCUGUUUCAAAAUUUGAAUGCAAGCGGUGUGACAAGAGAUUUGCGGGAAGUGAUGCCUUCCAUCAGCACUCCUGUUCCCAUAAACAGGAACAAAUGGUGGUGACUGCAGGCAAGUCGGGGCCAGAAAAUAAACAUCAACGGGCUGGGGAGGAUGAAGAAAUUGAUGUCACUGGAGAGGAAUUGUACAACUGCAGCACUUGCUCAAUGCAGUUCUCUUCAAAAAGUUUUCUCUUGGAGCAUCAAAACAAAAUACACAUAAAAGAAAAGCUUUUCAAAUGCAAACAUUGUACAAGAUCCUUUGCCCUCUGCCAUUCCCUUCGACGACAUGAGAUUGAGGUCCACAUGAAAGGGGCUCAACCAGCACCACAAACCAAGCUGAAAUGUCCCCAGUGCUCUUCUAAAUUUGACACGGCCCAAGAUCUUUCAUUGCACUUGAGAUUGCAUGCUGAACAAGAAGUUGGACAGCACCGCUGCGAUAUGUGCUACAAGUCAUUUUCACACUCUUCUCAGCUUCUGCGGCAUCAAGAAAGCCAUGUUGGCCAAAUAGUUUAUGAAUGCACCGAAUGUGACAAGGCCUUUGCUUUCCCUCACCUGCUAGAGGAGCAUCGACACACGCAUGCUUAGCUUUCAAAAGAAUGGACAAUAUAUAACAUGUCCUCAAUACUCCUUCAAAAACUUAAUCAUACAGUGUCUGAUUGGGCCUCCAACAAUAUUUGUGUCAAUCCCUCUUGAACUUGUAAAUAAGUGUACUUAUAUUUACAAGUGAAAAUAUAAAUUAUAUUGUAAAUAUAAAUUCCAUUGUUGCACUUUGCAAUGAUUACAUUGUUCAAAUGUUCUUGAUGCUAUUUGUUCUUAUACUGUUCAUGGAGUCUCUCAUUUUGAACUAUAAAACUGUAUAUUGUAAAAAUAAUACUGGUAAAAGGAUUCAAUAUUUUGAAGUUUUAAAAGCUUCAUUUUCAAGGCAUUGGAAGUUGUUUUUCGUACGUUCUCUUGACUGUGAUCUCAUUGUAUGCCUCGUCUUGUUUUGGUCAAUACUUUUGUCAUUUUAGUUCAUAUUUGUUUGCAAUUGAGGAAACGUGUACACUCAUUCCACAUGUGAAUUAAAGUAUCUGGCCUGAA